Molecule: messenger RNA, 1029 nt
Organism: Pygocentrus nattereri (red-bellied piranha)
Lineage: Eukaryota; Metazoa; Chordata; Actinopteri; Characiformes; Serrasalmidae
Product: trace amine-associated receptor 13c-like
Exons: 1
Coding region: 1-1029 (342 amino acids)
Biological process (GO): G protein-coupled receptor signaling pathway
Cellular component (GO): membrane
Molecular function (GO): trace-amine receptor activity
Source: RefSeq, a predicted model, not a curated record
AUGGAGAGCAAACACUAUAGUCAAAACAUCACAGUUCAGUACUGCUUUCCUUACAUAAACUCAUCUUGCAGGAAGGAGGUGCGAACAGGCCCUGCUUAUAUAUUUCUGUUCUUUUUUCUCUCAUGUGUUUCUGUGUUCACUGUGUUUCUGAACCUGCUGGUGAUCAUCUCCAUCUCUCACUUCAAGCAGCUCCACACCCCCACCAACCUGCUCAUCCUCUCUCUGGCUGUGGCGGAUCUUCUCGUGGGAAUGUUUGUUAUGCCUGUGAAUAUCAUGCAAUUAAUAGAUUCCUGUUGGUAUCUUGGAGAAAUGGCAUGCACUGUGUCUUUAGUGGUCAGUUUUAUGUCAGCAUCAGGGUCACUCUGUAGCCUGGUUCUCAUUGCAGUUGAUCGGUACAUUGCUGUCACUGACCCUCUACUUUAUUCCAUGAAAAUCACAGUUUGUAAAACUGUGUUGUUGAUCAUAAUAGGCUGGUCAUUUGUUCUGUUUUAUAUUUUAACGUGUUUAUACUCUAAUGACCAUUUACUUUCAUCUGAAAUAUUCACUUCAUGCUAUGGAGAGUGUGUGAUCUAUGUUAAAUAUUCCUGGGUGCUUGUUGACCUUGUAGUUUGUUUUCUAGCCCCCUGCUCUGUCAUACUGGUUUUAUAUUCAAUCAUUUUUAAAGUGGCACAACGUCAAGCUAAAGCUGUUAAAGCUGUAAUGACCAGUGUAAUGACCUCAAAUAAUCAUGAAGCUCAAUCCUCAAAUGUUUCUGAAACCAAAGCAGCAAAGACAUUAAGCAUUACAAUAUUUGUUUAUCUUGCUUGUUAUAUACCUUAUUACAUAGGUUCUCUGACAGAUAGUAGCUUGACAUCUUCAUCAAUGGUGUGGACUGUUUUUAUCUGGCUAAUAAACAUUACCUCCUCUGUGAAUCCACUAAUAUAUGCCAUUUUCUACCCAUGGUUCAGAGCAUCAGUGAAGUAUGUUUUAACUUGUAAAAUAUUUGUGUAUCCAUCUUCAAGGUUGAAUUUGUUUACAAAGCAUGUUUAA